Molecule: messenger RNA, 996 nt
Organism: Uranotaenia lowii
Lineage: Eukaryota; Metazoa; Arthropoda; Insecta; Diptera; Culicidae
Exons: 3
Coding region: 1-996 (331 amino acids)
Biological process (GO): DNA replication, removal of RNA primer
Molecular function (GO): RNA-DNA hybrid ribonuclease activity; nucleic acid binding
Source: RefSeq, a predicted model, not a curated record
AUGCACGGUACCAAUGUCUAUUGUCUACAAGACGAUGAUGGUGAUGAUAAUGGCGGCCAGCUUCGAGGGCCAACGGUCAUAAGCCACGUGAGUACCCUUCGGCCAAACAAACAAACGGUCAGCAAUUUCGAGCGAGCUGAUCAAGCGGCUGAAAAUGGUUACCUUCUGCCGGUUGAAGUCUUGCGAGCAAUCUAUACAGACGGAUCGAAAAGAGACUUGAAAUGCGGCUAUGGAAUAGUGAGUGAUGAUUUCGUAUUCCGGAAGCGUAUGAACAACAUAAGCAGUAUUUUCGCAGCAGAAAGCGAAGCAAUUAAACAAGCGCUGAUUUGGAUAGUUGACCAGCGAGAACCUCGAGCAUAUCUUAUAUGUACCGAUUCCAUGAGUGCUGUAACAAACCUCGAAAAAUGCAAAUUAAACUCCAAAUGGAAGGACUCUGUACAAACCCUGUUCAAUGAGAUCGUCGAGAUGGGAUCAGAAAUAGUCAUUUUCUGGGUCCCCAGCCAUAUAGGGAUUCCGGGAAAUGAGAGAGCAGACAUCGAGGCAAAAAAGGCUUUGGAAUUGCCAGAGGAUGAAAACCAGAUUAUUGACAUCAAGGAAAUACGGAAAAUCGUUAAGGCACACUUCACGAACCGAUGGCAGAUGCAGUGGCAUUCAAACCUAAACAACAAAUUGCGUGAAGUGAAAAACACUGUUCUCCCAUUCAAAGCUGCACUAUUGGGAAAUCGACGGGAUGACGUGAUCCUAGCACGUUUACGCAUCGGACAUACACUGCUUACACAUUCCUACCUUCUGGACAGAGUUGAUCGCCCAUUAUGUCCUAGAUGCAACGAAGUAUUAACUGUGAAACAUAUCAUCGCAAUGUGCCCACAAUUGGAAGAGGAACGGAUCAAUCACGGAGUGCCGAGUAAUCUUCGAGAGGCAUUAGCAGACGAUAAAGAAAGAGCAACAAAAGUGAUAGAAUAUUUAAAAUCAAUCCAAUUGUACGAUAAAAUUUAA